AUGCCCUCCAAACGGCCGCUGCCUCUGCCUGCCGAGUGGACGUCCCCCGAGGCCUACCUGGACUCGCUCCUGUCCUUCGCUACAACAUCAGAACUAUUCAAGAACUUCUGCGGAGGAGUGCAUAUACUGGACUUUCUCAUACGAGAGCCAGACUUGUACACCUCUGUUAUCCCCGAGGAUUGGCGCAAGUUCUUUGCCCGCCAUGAAAUACUUGAUAUCCUGGACCUCCUGAUGCGCGAAGACAUCAGCCCCUUUUUGAAUGCAGACACAGACACAGACACAGACACAGACACAGACACAGACCUGCAAGGAGAAAGAAAUACAUGGCGAGACGGUCCGAUGCCACCGAGUAGCCUGGUCGAAUAUAUCCAUAAAAUCAGAAGACAUGCUCUGCUACGGGAGUUUACGCCCGUGGGCGACCAGCCUGAUAUCAAGCGGCCCGUGGGCAGGAAGGGAAUACCCUACCAUGUCUUUACAGGCAUGAAGCCGAAGAAGUGUCACGAGGUAGAGAAUUUUUCAAAAUACGUUGCGUCUCUCACCCAGGACGUGGAUCGGAUCAGGGGAGUCUCAGAGGAAGCUGGACAGGAGCAACGAGUCUCUCAUAUCGUGGAUUUUGGAUCUGGUCAGAAUUACCUGGGCAGAGCGCUGGUUAGUCCGCCGUAUAACCGGCAUGUUAUUGCUAUUGAACGACGGCAUAAUGAUAUUGCUAGUGCGAAGAGGAAGGAUAUCAGGGCGAAAGUAGCGGAGAAGACAAUCGUGAUGAGGAAUAAAAAGGAGCACAGGGCGAAGUUGAAAGCCGCUGCCCUGGAGGGAAUUGAUACUACAGCUACAUCUAUACCCAGGGAUGAGGAUGCAGCAGAUACGCCGGUUCUACAACAAGGCAGACAAGGGGAGAGCCCGGCAGAUACCGCGACGAUACUACUUGUUACUGAUGCACAGACUGACGCCGGUCCAGCUGAAAAUGGUGAAAGGGAGCAGGAAACCACAAACUCGGGGUCCGGCUCCAAGGGCUUACUGGACUACGUAGAGCAUGAAAUCCAGGAUGGCUACCUUGAACCCAUUAUAGACCACAUUAUCGGCCCUGCAAAGGAGGGCCCGGAGCAAGAUAACGUCUCUGCUGCAAACGGCUGCAUGUCUAUGGCGGAGCCCUCACCGUCAGGAGUAAUGGUUGUAUCCCUUCAUUCAUGCGGUAACCUCGUGCACCAUGGCAUCAAGUCUCUUAUCUUGAACCCGUCCGUGGUUGCGGUUGCAAUGAUUGGGUGCUGCUAUAACCUGAUGACCGAACGGCUCGGUCCUGCAACAUAUAAGUUACCUUCACUAAGGCUGCCCAAUUCCCGUCUAGAACAGACAUCCAGUUCAUGUGAUCCUCACGGUUUUCCAAUGUCGAGACAUUUCGAGCAAUACUCGCACGAAAACGGCAACGGAAUCCGGCUGAACAUCACUGCUCGCAUGAUGGCCGUGCAAGCUCCGUAUAACUGGGGAAAGGAGGACAGUGAGGCAUUCUUCACCCGUCAUUUCUUCCGUGCAUUGCUACAGCGGGUUUUGGUCGACUAUAACAUCGUCCCUGUCCCAGGACGAGCUACUACCAGUGACACGCCUAGAACGGGCGACGGGACACAGCCAGAAGUCACACAGGAUACGGAGGUCCCGGGAUGUCCACUGAUAGUAGGAUCGCUGCGGAAAUCCGCAUUCCUAUCGUUCACCGCAUAUGCUCGUGCGGCUGUGGCAAAGCUAGUGCAUGAUCCUCAGUACGGUGAUGCGAUCAAGCAGCGUGUUGAAGGCCUGUCUGACGAUACACUGGAGCAGUACGUUGCUCGGUACGAGUCUGCAAAGAAGAACCUGAGCGUUGUCUGGAGUCUGAUGGCGUUCAGUGCUUCGGUCGUAGAGUCGAUGAUCGUGACUGAUCGCUGGAUGUAUCUUCGAGAGCAAGAGUGCGUAAAAGAUGCGUGGGUCGAGCCUGUGUUUGAAUAUUCGCAGAGCCCCAGGAACCUCGUCGUCGUUGGCGUUAAAAAGUGA
Messenger RNA from Nannizzia gypsea CBS 118893, 2016 nucleotides. RefSeq lists its product as hypothetical. The record is from RefSeq and is a predicted model, not a curated record. The coding region runs from base 1 to 2016 and encodes 671 amino acids. NCBI's taxonomy places the organism in Eukaryota, Fungi, Ascomycota, Eurotiomycetes, Onygenales, Arthrodermataceae. The transcript has a single exon.